Pan troglodytes (chimpanzee) is the source of this 3666-nucleotide messenger RNA. RefSeq names its product large ribosomal subunit protein eL8-like. Gene Ontology annotation, biological process: ribosome biogenesis. Gene Ontology annotation, cellular component: ribonucleoprotein complex. Gene Ontology annotation, molecular function: RNA binding. The transcript has a single exon. NCBI's taxonomy places the organism in Eukaryota, Metazoa, Chordata, Mammalia, Primates, Hominidae. Bases 269 to 1069 code for a protein of 266 amino acids. The record is from RefSeq and is a predicted model, not a curated record.
UAGAUUGCCACCGAAUAAAUACUUUUGCAGAAUAUUUACAAAUAUAGAAUAUUAAUUAGGUUAUGCUAGGCUAACUUAUGCUAGGCUAUGCUGAGAUAAGAAACAACACACAGCCUGGGGCAGUGGCUCACACUUGUAAUUCCAGCACUUUGGGAGGCCGAGGCAGGUGGAUCACCUGAGCUCAGGAGUUUGAGACUAGCAUGGACAACAUGUUGAAACCCCAUCCCUAAUAAAAAUAUAAAAAUUAGCUCUCCUCCCGCCGCCCAAGAUGCCGAAAGGAAAGAAGGCUAAGGGAAAGAAGGUGGCUCCGGCCCCUGCUGUCGUGAAGAAGCAGGAGGCUAAGAAAGUGGUGAAUCCCCUGUUUGAGAAAAGGCCUAAGAAUUUUGGCAUUGGACAGGACAUCCAGCCCAAAAGAGACCUCACCCUCUUUGUGAAAUGGCCCCGCUAUAUCAGGUUGCAGCGGCAGAGAGCCAUCCUCUAUAAGCGGCUGAAAGUGCCUCCUGCGAUUAACCAGUUCACCCAGGCCCUGGACCGCCAAACAGCUACUCAGCUGCUUAAGCUGGCCCACAAAUACAGACCAGAGACAAAGCAAGAGAAGAAGCAGAGACUGUUGGCCCGGGCCGAGAAGAAAGCUGCUGGCAAAGGGGACGUCCCCACGAAGAGACCACCUGUCCUUCGAGCAGGAGUUAAUACCGUCACCACCUUGGUGGAGAACAAGAAAGUUCAGCUGGUGGUGAUUGCACAUGACGUGGAUCCCAUCGAGCUGGUUGUCUUCUUGCCUGCCCUGUGUCGUAAAAUGGGGGUCCCUUACUGCAUUAUCAAGGGGAAGGCAAGACUGGGACGUCUAGUCCACAGGAAGACCUGCACCACUGUCGCCUUCACACAGGUGAACUCGGAAGACAAAGGCGCUUUGGCUAAGCUGGUGGAAGCUAUCAGGACCAAUUACAAUGACGGAUACGAUGAGAUCCGCCGUCACUGGGGCGGCAACGUCCUGGGUCCUAAGUCUGUGGCUCGUAUCGCCAAGCUCAAAAAGGCAAAGGCUAAAGAACUUGCCACUAAACUGGGUUAAAUGUACACUGUUGAGUUUUCUGUACAUAAAAAUAAUUAAAAUAAUACAAAUUUUCUUCAAAAAAAAUUUAUAAAAAUUAGCCAGGCGUGGUGGCACACACCUGUAGUCCCAGCUACUCAGGAGGCUGAGAUGGAGAAUUGCUUGAACCAAGGAGACAGAGGUUGCAGUGAGCGAAGAUCAUGCCAUUGCACUCUAGCCUGGUAGAAAGAAUGAAACCCUGCCUCAAAAAAACAAAACAAAACAAAACAAAAAAAAGGAACAAUACACAAAUUUCAAUGGCUUAAAAUAGUAAAGGCUUAUUUUUCACUCACCCAGGGUUUCCUGCAAAUCCUGCUGUCUGCAGGACAGUUAUCUUCCAUAUAAUAGCUCAGUUUUACAUUGCAUUCAUGGUCAUAGAGGCAGAGAAGGGUGUCAUGCAGGGGAGUGUUAUACAAGUGAUUAAAUAUUUCCACCAUCUCUGCUUACAGUUCAUUGGUCAAGGAGAAUCACAGGGUGAUGGCAAGCCCAGAGAUUUAGGAAGGGAUGAGCCCUUUGGUGGCGCAGAAAGAGAAGAGCCGGGAAUAUUGAUAAGCAACUCUAGUAUUUUCACGUAUAAGAACUGGAACAGUGAAAAAACAAGCACCUAGGAUUCUAUAAAGAGCACUAAAUGCCAGAAAAGCUGAUUAAAAUAAGCCAGAGAAAGAAUUCAGAGGCAAAAAUAUAUAUCACAUGAUUUCAGUAAGUGCAGUUGAGAAAUGAUGUUUUUAGUAUGAUUUUCAUUUAUAUUUUAGAAAACAAAAUCAAACUGAUUAUUACAUUGAGGGUGAAUCAAAAAGGGGGAGAGGCUAUAUCGAGAAUAUGAAUAAAAAACUAAUAAACAUGCUAACAAAUGAAAUAAGUGUGAUAUUUGAUAACAGCAAGACUGGUUGCAAAUUAAAUUCAUGAAAUAAAAAAGAAAGCCUAUAUGAAAAAGCAAAGUAAAAAAAAAUGGCUAAUUAGAUGGUAACAUAGACUUGGGAUGAGCAGCAUCUGACAAGGAAAGAUAAGCAAACACCUUGAAUUAUUGAGUGUAUACAAAUCAGCAUGUCUCCACUCAUUCCUGUCAAGGUUACCAGGAGCCAGACAAAGAGAUGAAUGACACACACCUUCAUUAUUUAGGCCAAUUCUCUGCUCUGGCUGGAGGUGAUUGGGUUGCCCAGAUAAACUAUUUAAUGUUUAUCCCCAAGCAAUGGGCCAAAUAGCAAUUUAUCUCAUUUGGUCUCUAAAGGAACUUAAAAAAGAGAAAGAAAGACCAUGAAACUGCCAGCUCUGUUAUUCAAGCAUCUGAACUCUGCGUCAGAUUGAUCUCUGACCAUUGCUUGAUUGAACUGUUGCUUACUAUAUUAGCAUAUUCUAAAUGUUAAAAACAUUUUUAUAUAUGUAGAUGUGGUCAGAAAGAAUAUUUAAGCCUGGGGGGAGUGCCUCUUGGAGAGCAGUGAACCAUUCUAUUAGGUUGUUUUGACACAAUAUAGCAUCUCUGGGACAGCUUAAAUAUAGACUAUUAAAAACAGAAGUCUGUAUCCCCAGGAAACAAACCUGACAGAGCAAUUAGUCGAAACACAGAAUAUUUCUAUAGCCAAGUCAGUCAUGGAUGACAUUGCUUAUGAGUUACCAAAUAGUGAAAUAAAAACUAAUAAAAUUUUAGAAUAUGUCAAACAUACUGAUUUCUAGCACCAUUUAGGCUAAUCAUACCAAUUGUUGCCUACAUUCUCCCCUCCCCCUUUUCACUAUAUGUUGACUUUUACUUUGUAGAAAGUGUGUUUGUCUAGUAGUUUUUGACUGUCUCGCUAAAAUUAUCCCCUUUGGGAUUUUUAUCUCCCUUUGCCUCCAACCAUAAUAUUUUAUGGUUUGGGUGUUAAUUAUAGUUCUCUUUGCAUGUGUUUGGGGAUAGUUCUGCUGUUUUAAUGUAUGGCUCUUUCCCAAUUAAAUGGAAAAUCCUGGUUGGUAAGAGACAUAAUUUUCUUUGUGUUUGUGUCCUACCCCUGGCACAAUUCAUGAUACAGUGCCUUCUACAUCAUAGGCACUCCAUAAAUGCUUGUUGGAGUGCAUUGAAAAGUCAAGCCCAUUGUGAGUAAAGCCACAUCCUGAUAACUUCAUGCCAUGCACAUACCACCUUUGAGCUAUCUUCUCUCCGUAAGACCAAUUAUUUAUUUCCAAUGACAUAGGCAGCACCUGUUUUGGGCUUAUUCCCAAAAAAGAUCCCACAGAGAUAUGAAGAAAGAAAUCUUUGGCUCUCCUUUUUAGGUUGGCCAUGUAGGGUUUCCACAUAAAAAAGUUAUAAACCACUAGAGACAAAAUUUUAAAAACAGCAAAAUAUGUCAUUCACAUCAUAUCACAAACAUUAUGGAAGUUUACUUCAGGAAGAGGUUCAUGCAAACUGAACAGGAAACUAGAAUUCUUGCUAGUGAAGCCCCCAGUUAGAAACUCACAUCUCAGCCGCAUGUUCACAGUCCAAUGUCAAUGUUUAGCCAUUCUCAAAUAUGUCAAAAAUAACAUUGGCAGUAGUAUUUAACUAUGAGGGAAGAAGAGACCUAGUUUUCUUUAAAGGUUUUUAAUUAGCAGUCAUAUUGAGAGAAGAA